AUGACAAGCACCGCCAAAUACCAAGCUCAACAGCAUUUGUUGCCAAAACAACUCAACUAGAGAGUAGGUAGCAUCAGCAAUGAACUAGACUAUGCCAAGAGAAACUACAUCAUUAAGAUGAGAUAAUCUUUCAUUGAGGUCAACAAGAACAUUUAUUUCGAGGAUGGAUCCCUCAACUUCAAGUAUUUCAAUGUCAAGAAGGGACAUUAUUGGUCUAAGGAGAUCAACGAGGAACUCAUCAAGUAUGGAGUCACCAAUUACAAGGAUAUAAAGCAGAAGAUGGAAACAUUUAGAAGUGAAUGGAGUGAGACUGAAAUCAGACUCAGAAUAUGCAGACUCCUCAAGUGCUACAAUCUCAAAGCCUAUGAGAAUAGAAAGUUCAAUUCAAAGGAUGAAAUUCUCGAUGAAGCGAUCAAGAACAAGGAAGAAGCUACCAAGUAGAAGAAGAUUUGUGGUGGUAUUCUUUACAACCCAGUUGCUGAAUAGGAAGAUGGCAUCAUGAAUAGCUACUUCAACCUCAAGAACAAGAAAUGA
Stylonychia lemnae is the source of this 534-nucleotide messenger RNA. NCBI's taxonomy places the organism in Eukaryota, Ciliophora, Spirotrichea, Sporadotrichida, Oxytrichidae. The record is from the annotation of a GenBank genome assembly.